GGCUGGGUGGAUUGUUAUCAGUGAGCUAAGGACCCUACGAUCGUCUGCAACCCUGGGUGCCAGCUAUCGCCUGAGAUGUGGGUUAUAAAGACAAUGGCGUCUGCCACAUGCUGGAGUCCUGAACCUGAUCAACUUGCUGAGGGAGCUUGUCCCUGGGCGACCUUUUCUCUCCAAGCGGUUUUGCCAACGCAGGCCCGAUUAUUGUUAGAAGCCCCGCCCCCGCAUUCUUCAGAAAUACGACGAAAUCGAGGACUAUCUCUGCCUAACAGCGAACCGCCAGAGCACCUAACAUGGCGGAUACCGAGAAUGCGGGUGCUGCUACUCGCAGCAUGUCCAAGGAUGAAGGUCGCCUGCGCGAGUUGGGCUACAAGCAAGAAUUGAAGCGCGACUGGUCGUUGAUUCACAAUUUCGGUGUCUCUUUCUCCAUCAUUUCGGUCAUCACCGGUAUAACGACUUUGUUCAGCUACGGAUUGAACACUGGUGGGCCGGGUGUCAUGUCUUGUGGUUGGAUUGUUGUCUCAUUCUUCACCAUGUUCGUCGGCUUGGGAAUGGCUGAAAUUGUGUCUGCGAUACCGAGCGCUGGAGGCCCAUAUUUCUGGGCUGCAAUCCUGGCCCCCAAGGCAUGGGCUCCGUUUGCCAGUUGGGUUACAGGGUGGUUCAAUCUGCUGGGCCAAGUUGCCGUCACCACCGGUAUCACCUUUGGCUGUGCAGGUCUUAUUUCCACCCUGGCCAGUAUCAAUGGCUACGAACCAACGGCAGGCAGAACCUUGGGAAUCUAUGCGGCGCUUUUGACCUCGCACGGCAUAGUCAACUCCUUUGGCGUACACAUUUUGCGCUAUUUGAACAACACCUCCAUAAUUCUACACUCCUUAGGCGUCUUCAGUUUUGCGGUCGCGGUUGUCGCUAAGGCUCCCCAUCAUCAGUCUGCCAAAUUUGUGUUUGCCACGUUCUACGAUGGUACUGGUGAUCCAGGCUGGUCGGUUAGGGCAUCUUCAGCCUACGUCGCCUGCAUUGGUAUCCUGAUGUCACAGUACACAAUUACCGGGUUUGAUGCUAGUGCGCAUCUGUCCGAAGAAACCCAGAAUGCGUCCUGGUCGGCGCCUAUCGGGGUUCUCAUGUCGAUUGGCUGCUCAGCUCUCUUUGGCUGGUUUCUCAUCCUCUGUCUUCUGUUCAGCAUCCAGGAUUUUCAGGCCACAAUCGGCUCGGUGUACGGGCAACCGGUUCUUCAAAUCCUGGUCGAUGUGUUUGGCAAAACUAGCGCCAUUGUGCUCUUCGUCCUGAUCAUAAUCUGCGUCUGGCACUGUGGUCUGUUCAGCUUGACCUCGAACUCACGAAUGAUGUUCAGCUUUGCUCGUGAUGGCGGCAUCCCCCACUUCUUCCAUAAGGUGGACGCACGAUUUCGAAGUCCCAUCCGAACCAUCUGGCUCGCGGCAGCACUGGCUUUCCUUCUGGCAGUCCCCAGCCUCGGAUCAUCUGUGGCAUUUGCUGCGGCAACUUCGAUCGCAACAAUCGGUCUCUAUCUAUCAUAUGGGCUUCCCAUCUUGAUCGGCAUGAUCAAUCCUCAGGGCUUUAUUCAUGGACCUUUCAAUCUCCGAUGGGCCUCACGACCUGUGGCACUGAUUGCGUGCCUGUGGAUCGGUUUCAUCACGGUGGUCUUCUGCUUGCCCGAGCUCAACCCUGUCAAUUCGCAAACGCUCAAUUACACUCCGGUGGCGGUGGGUAUUAUUGCCGUCUGGUGUCUAGCCAGUUGGUUCUUGUGGGCUAGAAAAUGGUUCAAGGGUCCCAUUCGACAAGUGGAGGCCGAAGUGGCCGGGGUCAAUGUUGACGAUCCAGAUGCAAUGGACCGAGCUGAACGUGAAGGGCGGAUUCCUGAACUCGACGAUCCUCAGGUUGGCAACGAGAAGAGCCUCCUAGCUACUAUGAAGCAGAAUUACAAUUGAGGUCCCGAAAGAGGAUACCCAGGUGGAGGAGGAAUAUAGGGCUAUAUACCCCGGUAGUCACCCAUGGAUCAUUGACAUCCGUUGCACCAGAAUGCCACACCAUCAGGAUACAUGACCGACCC
This is a messenger RNA of Cladophialophora immunda, 2062 nucleotides long. RefSeq lists its product as uncharacterized. The record is from RefSeq and is a predicted model, not a curated record. Bases 291 to 1940 code for a protein of 549 amino acids. NCBI's taxonomy places the organism in Eukaryota, Fungi, Ascomycota, Eurotiomycetes, Chaetothyriales, Herpotrichiellaceae. Gene Ontology annotation, molecular function: transmembrane transporter activity. The transcript is spliced from 2 exons. Gene Ontology annotation, biological process: transmembrane transport. Gene Ontology annotation, cellular component: membrane.